AUGCCGGACUUCAAAGGAAUCGCCAAAGGCGGCUGGCAUCCGAAAGGAAAGGAUGGGACAUCGAAGGAAUCAUGGAGGAGCGACAACAAAGGUAUUAAUCAAGUGGCAGGGUGGAUAGGCAGAGGGAAAGAUCCCAAUGAGAAAGCCCGCGAUCACGUCUCCCGACCAUUGUCGACUCUGAAGGAUCCUGCAGCUUUUGGACCACCUCCGAAGAAUGUCAAUUAUCAUGGCGGCGCAGCUCUACCGAAUCAGAUAACGCCAGAUACUCGAGGGUUAGGAGCACCCUUAUCGGAGGACGAGAUAUAUGCCAAGCAGCAGGCAGAGGAGGAGGCACAACGGGAAGCAGAAGAGGCAGCGAAGCCAAAAGGCCCUCCACUUCCAUUUCGAGCAGAUACCACAGGAUUAUCAACCGCGAAUAUGCCGCCGCCUCCAGGACGAAGAGACGGCGCAGAUGGAAGAAGUCCCGCGCCAGCGCCAAAGCCAAAGCCAAAGCCCGGCCUUCCACCACGAUUGCCACCCAGACAGAACUCAAAUCCUAUAUCUCCGCCUCCUACAUAUAGCGGAGCAACAAACGAGCCGGAUUCUCAUAAAGGCAUACUCAAUCAGGGUUCUAUGAGCAGGUUGAGUGCUGCAGGCGUUUCUGUUCCAGAGUUUGGCAUUGGAAAAGGAAGACAGCCCAUGCCACCACCAGGCCCAACUUCUCCUUCACGUACUUCAGCAGCCUCACCUGUAAACUCUGCACAGCUGAGCGAACUACAAUCCCGCUUCUCCCGUUUAUCUUCUUCAACUUCACCCAAGCCCGAAAAUCCCAGCGAGGGCACAACAUUUGCCCAGAAACAAGCAGCUGUAAGGACGGCAUCAGCCUUUCGGGAAGAUCCUUCAUCUGUAUCUCUUGGUGAUGCUAGAGCGGCAGCAAGUACAGCAAACAAUUUUCGAGAACGACACGGAGAUCAGGUUAAAUCGGGGUUUCAAACGGCGAACAAGUUGAAUUCCAAAUAUGGAAUUACGGAUAAAGUUAGGACUUAUGGAGGAAUAUCCAACACACAGACACCAGAACCAACCAAUCCACAAAUUGAGAUGAGGGACAAUACGAUUAGUGGACACGCAAACGGUGGGCCAGAUGUGAGUGUUCUGGGAAAGAAGAAGCCGCCACCACCUCCCGUGAAAAGAGAACCGAUCCCACCACCCAUUCCUCUCAACAGCAAACCUAAACCUCAAGUAGGUGUUGUUCACUACCAAAGUCACCGACAUAGAGAUCAUCCGCUGACUUCUCAGCCAACUAGUUCUCAUGAGCCAAAAGACUACGAUCUUGAUCUUAAAUCUUUAUGGUUCGCCAAAUCGCCACCAGCUUUCCCUCCACCAUCGAUGAAUCGAGGCGGAAAGUUAACGUAUGCAUCUUCAUCAGGAUGGUCUAGCUCUGGAGUUCGAAAAACUCAUACAUUCACGGCCCACGUUCGCAAUACCGCCACGUUGGCAAGCUCCAGAAUCCACCUUACCUGGGAUGCGAGCAAUCCAACUGUGACUGUCAAAGCAUAUCAGAGGCAUGAUCCCCCUCCAAGGAAGCUCAGCCAAAGUGAGCUGGUAUCUUGUCGAGAGAGGUAUUCUAAUGCCGUCGCUGAAUGGAGCGAGUCCCAAAUGGGCUCGCAAGUAGGCGACGGUGAGUGCUGGACUCUAGCCAAUAACGCCCUCAAGGUGGUUGCCGCAAAGUGCUCUUCACGUGGCCAAGAGCCGUGUAUGGCAUCGCAGAGCUUUAUUCAUGGCUACCUCGUGUACUCCUACUUUCCAUCUUCGUCGAUCCCGGAACCCCAAGGAAAGGUCGGAGGAGCGGGCGUAGCUCGGGGCGAUAUUAUUCAGCUCUACAAGGCCCAUUUUAAGUAUCCAGAUGGAGGGCAGGCGUGGGCUGGUGAUCCGGAUCAUACCGCUGUCAUCACAGGUGUCGAGCCAGAUGGUGUUUUGAGAGCUGUUGAACAAAAUGUUGGCGGCAAGAAACGAGUCCAACCAGGAAAGUACAAUAUGGCUCAUAUGGUUAGUGGCGAGGUGAGGAUUUUCAGGGCUGCAGGCGAGAGUUGGAUUGGGAAGCUGGAUCCUACCUGGUGA
Molecule: messenger RNA, 2097 nt
Organism: Hyaloscypha bicolor E
Lineage: Eukaryota; Fungi; Ascomycota; Leotiomycetes; Helotiales; Hyaloscyphaceae
Exons: 4
Coding region: 1-2097 (698 amino acids)
Source: RefSeq, a predicted model, not a curated record